Striga hermonthica is the source of this 468-nucleotide messenger RNA. NCBI's taxonomy places the organism in Eukaryota, Viridiplantae, Streptophyta, Magnoliopsida, Lamiales, Orobanchaceae. The record is from the annotation of a GenBank genome assembly.
AUGAGUUUCGCCACCACCGUAACACGCCAAUCGUCCUCCCGCCCUUCUCGGUCGUCUCGCCAGUGCAACGUUUGUGGCCGAUCUGGACACGACGCCACAGUGUGUUACCGGGUCAAGGUCUGCCCCCAUUGUAACAAAACGGGUCACGAUCCACGUCGUUGUUUUGAAGUUGUUGGCUACCCUGCCGGUUGGUCCAGCAAGUCUCCGGCGGCUCCAUCUACCGGCGCAACUUCGGCGGGACAAGGCCAAUCGAUCGACACCUCCGCGUCUUCUGCUGGGAAUAAUCGCAGACUUCUUCCUUUAGUCUCUGCCAAAGCUAAUUCUGCCUCUAUUAUUGGGGCAAAACCUAUUGGGCCCGGUCCUGUUGGGCCACAUGUUGCUAAUUCUAUCCAAUUUGGUUCUUAUGGGAUUAAUUCUGCCCCCGCAUCUACAGUUCCCAUUUUCUACGCCACCUGCUUUUGGGACUGA